Molecule: messenger RNA, 1243 nt
Organism: Carassius auratus (goldfish)
Lineage: Eukaryota; Metazoa; Chordata; Actinopteri; Cypriniformes; Cyprinidae
Gene: c1qtnf2
Product: C1q and TNF related 2
Exons: 3
Coding region: 308-1150 (280 amino acids)
Molecular function (GO): protein binding
Source: RefSeq, a predicted model, not a curated record
GUUUUGUAUAAUAUAAAGCUGUUUUUUAAUUGAUUUGUGGGCUGCAGAACUACAGUUUAACAGUCUGAUGAAUUUUCAAACGAAUCCCCUCCCCCAUUUUGUUCAGUUACAUCAUGGAUGAACUAUCUGGCAGAGCAUGUCCGUGCUAAAACUGGGUGUUUGCCUGCAAAGUUGUGUGGAGGACAUGUAAGAUACAAAUCGAUUCAAAAUCUUGUUUAUAUUCUCCAUUUUUGACUUAGCCAAAAGAGCUGCUGGACCUCUACUUUGCAUUACAACACCAAUCUCAUUCCUCUGGCACAGCUGUAUCAUGCAUCAGUUACUGGCUGUUUGCCUGCUGUCUCUGUUCUCUGUGCUGACUGCAGACUCGUCCAAGAAGGGACGCAACUUUACUAUCUAUUCAUCACAGCUUAGCUGCAGUUUGCCAGGCCCUAAGGGUCCUCAAGGGAGUCCAGGUGCAGCAGGUCCCAGUGGUAACGUAGGCAAGAUGGGGAUGCCAGGUGCUGAUGGCCAGGAUGGGAAGGAUGGUGACAGGGGAGAGAAAGGAGACAAAGGUGAACAGGGUCGUCCUGGGAACCCUGGAAAAUAUGGACCACAAGGACGUCCAGGACUUGUUGGGAAGGCAGGACCACGAGGCCUUAAAGGGGUGCGAGGGGCACCUGGUGUGUCUGGAGUUCCUGGGAUCAAAGGAGAGAUGGGAGAUGUGGGGGAAACGGGCGCUGCUGGAGGCUGUGACUGUGGAGCAGAGGCGCGAUCUGCUUUCUCAGUAGCGGUAACCAAGAGCUAUCCCAAGGAACACACGCCCAUUCGUUUUAACCGUAUUUUAAUGAACGAGGGUAACCAUUACAAUGUCACCAGUGGCAAGUUUAACUGUGUGAUUCCUGGUGUGUAUUACUUCACAUAUGACAUCACGUUGGCUAACAAACAUCUGGCAAUCGGGCUUGUCCAGAAUGGCCAGUACAAGAUCAAAACAUUUGAUGCCAACACAGGAAACUACGACGUGGCCUCAGGAUCAACAAUACUUAGACUGCAAAAAGGAGACCAGGUCUGGCUUCAGAUCUUUUAUUCAGAACAAAAUGGACUGUUUUUUGAUCCAUACUGGACAGACAGUCUUUUCACAGGAUUCCUCAUUUUUGCUGAUCAGGUUGCUUGAAAUUAGGUGAAGACCAAUUCUGGAUCAUUCUGAUUGAACGUUUUAUUUGUUUUGUAUACAUUUGAUAAAAAUGGCCCCCAAUAACCUGCAUUU